Messenger RNA from Numida meleagris (helmeted guineafowl), 1019 nucleotides. It is a transcript of the gene CCK, whose product is annotated as cholecystokinin. Gene Ontology annotation, molecular function: neuropeptide hormone activity. Gene Ontology annotation, cellular component: extracellular region; axon. The coding region runs from base 395 to 787 and encodes 130 amino acids. The record is from RefSeq and is a predicted model, not a curated record. Lineage: Eukaryota; Metazoa; Chordata; Aves; Galliformes; Numididae. The transcript is spliced from 3 exons. Gene Ontology annotation, biological process: digestion.
UGACGAGACGGGGCGGAAGGACCGCUCCCUCCGCGGCAGCCCCUUCUCCCUGCGGACCCCGCAACGCCAGCCCGGCACAGGUGGCUCCCGAGAGAGCGCGGACUUCUUAUAAACAAGCCGGGCUGCGCGCUGCCCUCCCCGUCCGGGAAAGCAGCCUCCGUGCCCGGCUGCGAACUUCAGCACGGAGGCGGGGCGGGAGGGAGAGAGGGAGCCCCACUCUCCCCGAGGCGGGGCUCGAACGCGGCCCCGCUGCGUCAGAGCUGUGCAAACACCGCCGCCGCUAUUUAAGGGGCCGCGGCGAAGCAGCCCCUAACAUCCCAUCUGAGCGCACUCCGGGCUCCCGCGGUCCUCCUCGCUCCGGCCUCGGGGAAGGAAGGAAAGAAAGAAGGAAGCGAUGUACGGCGGUGUAUGCAUCUGCGUGCUCCUUGCUGCGCUGUCGGUGAGCUCCCUCGGCCAGCAGCCCGCGGGCUCACACGAUGGCAGCCCGCUGGCUGCUGAGCUCCAGCAGAGCCUGACAGAACCCCACCGGCACGCCCGUGCCCCCUCCUCGGCGGGUCCGCUGAAACCUGCACCGCGGCUGGAUGGCAGCUUCGAGCAGAGGGCGAGUAUCGGCGCACUGCUGGCCAAGUACCUGCAGCAAGCCCGGAAAGGUUCCACUGGGAGGUUCUCUGUCCUAGGAAACAGGGUACAGAGCAUUGAUCCCACGCACAGGAUAAAUGACAGAGACUACAUGGGCUGGAUGGAUUUUGGACGCCGCAGUGCUGAAGAAUACGAGUACUCCUCCUAAAGAACAGCAAACCAUAGCGGCAGGAAAGAAAUCACACUCCCAUGUCUGUACAGAAAGAGAAAAGUUAAUUUGUUGUCCUCUUUGAAUCAGUGUUUUAAAAUAUAUCAUGUAUUUGAUGUAAAUUUGUCUGUAAGACAAGGCAAUAUAUACAUAUGCAGAAUUUUCCAGAAAAAUGUUUUCUUUCUUUUGUGGUUUCUCAUACACUGAUAUUAUAUUAAAAUGAUUUCACUUA